AUGGAAUUAGAAAAGAACAGCGAUGUUAAAAGCAAAAGGAGAUGCUUCAAUCAGACUUCACAUCUUUUUUCUUAUUCUGAGGAAGCUGAGCACAUGCUCGUCAGAGACAUUGCAGCAGGAGCUAACCACUUGGGUUUUGGCCAGGCAUGUUCUGUCAAUGUUUCAGAAUUGAAGUUGUCAGAGGAAAGCUUACCUUAUUUAAGUUCAUCUUUAGAUGCAGAUAUUGAAAUGUACAAUAAAAAGAGAAUGGGAAUUUGCUGUGCACAGGUAGAUGAAAGCAAGAAAGAAGCUGAUCUGUUGGGAAGGGCAUCUGACAAUAUGCACUUUAAUUGCGGGGUGUGUGAUGAUUGCAGACAAAGCCAUUUAGGUGAAGAUUCACAGCUGGAGUAUCUCAGUGCUAAUGAGCAAGAUUUUGAUGAUAGGAAUAGCUCAAGAGAGUUUUCUGAGCAAAGGGAAACUAUGGGGAUCGAAACGUUAAAGCUGAUAGAUCCAGUUCAUGAAGUUCCAGGGGGUGUAGCUGCAAAGGAACAAAAUCUCGUUGACGUGUCGGAAGAUUAUUCUCCUGCAUCUGAGUGUGACGUAGGUGACCGGACCUGCCCAGAAGCAGCUACACCAGAGCUUCCCCACCUGCUUCAGGACUCUCUGUCUCUGCCAGAUUGCAAUGGCGUGACUUGUGAUCAUCAGGAAGUGCAAACAGAGUAUCAUAGUGUUGUUUGUGGAAGCAUACUUGAAAGUUGUACUUGUGGGAGUAAAGAAAGGGUCUGUCCAAAUCUGCUUGUUCGUGACAGUUUAGAAAAUGGAGAGGUGAAAGACAUCCCACUGAUUGACGGCACGCUGCCACCCCGAACGGCUGCAAGUGAAGUGUCUGAAAACAAUGACAGACACAUUCACAGCAACUCGGUGAAGCAAGACAGUCCUUUACUGUCACCACAGGAGAGGGCCCCUGCAGUAGCCACGCGAUUUUGCAAACGUGCAGGGGACUCCGAUUUCUACAGUUGCGAAGAAUCUGGUGUGUGCGCACGUGGUGCCAGCUGCAUUGACUGCACUGCAAAGGAUGCUGAAACCCAAUUUCCAGUCUCUGCAAUUCUCACUAGCGAGAAUCCCUUUUUUGAGGUGGAAGUUGCAGAUAAAUCCUCCCGUGGAAAUACCAGCUGUCUAAACUCGGAGUUGGAACAUCGUGACAACUUGAAAAACAUUACCAGUGACUCUACGGUUAACCAGGCUGUUGAUGUGUGCUCUGAUUUUAGAGCUUGCUUUACAACAAGCAGAAGUACCAGUGCUCAGGUUUGUCUCUCGUCCAGGGCUAUUAAUACAGAGAUAACAAUGAUGAACAAAUCUCGACCCGUGGGAUGGCGCCGUGAAACCUGUGCAGACGUUGCUUGCAAUACAGACUGGUCAUGUGGAGCUGGUAGUGCAGUGCAAAUUCGGCCACAGCUUACUGAGAUGCUGGAAAAACACUCAGAUGGCAAUACUGCAACAGCUGAAAGAAGCUCACAAAUUCAGGAAUCAAAAAAUGAGUUGUGCAGCAGCAAUGUAAAGAUAAGCACUGAGAGGCCGGUACAUCUUGACAAACAAGCUGUGAAGAAUUCUGCAUCAAGCUACUGUCAAAAAAUACUGCAGAGAGCGAUUGAAGCAGAAUUGCAGAUUCUAAACGCUCAUUAUCAGAUGUGCUAUCAGCACUGCUUGAAGAUUUACAAACUGGCUUUGGAGGAAAAGACAUGUUUUAGCAGAUAUAAUGGAAAUACUGAAUUAGGUUCAUCUCUCAUGUUGGUUUUGGAAAAGCUAAAAAAGAAUUACAACGGUAUGAGAAUGAAAAUAAAAAUGGGCAUACCUUUAAACGCACUUCCACCGCUAUCAGUUGAGAUGAAGUUGUUCCCAAUCUCUUCUUCUUAUGUUCCGUGCAAGUUGUUCAGAGAGGAUCUUUGCUACGAUUCUGUUUCAGGCACAAGAAAAGCUAACUUUGAAGCACCAAAACUGCAAGAAAGGGAGAUUUCUGUCAACAUGGACAAUCCGCAGACUGUAUGUUUAACUGAUGGCAGUCAGCAAAAUGACUCUAAUUCCUCCAAGACAUUUGAAGAACAACAUAAAAAUCAGGAUGUGGAACGUGGCUGUGUGAAAAAUGAAGAAGGGAAUGAAUAUUGGUUUGAUGCUACGGAGGACUUGACAGUAGCAGAUGUUUCAGUAGUAUCUGAAGAAACAAAAAAGCAACAAGAGAAACAAGACACAGUUGAUUUAAGAGAAGCGAAGAAAAUGGAGAGUGGAAAUGAGCGUUCUUUUAUUCGUGUUGGUGGCCUAAGUUCCUCAGUGUCAGAGGGUGAUUUAAGAUCACAUUUCCAGAAGUAUCAGAUUUCUGACACUCUUUUCUCUGUGGAUUCUAGUAACUACAGAUAUGCAUUUCUUUCCUUUAAAGACACUAAUAAAGCAAAGUUAGCUGUAGAGGAAAUGAACCAGAAAAAAAUAAAAGGAAAACCAGUAAGUGUUGAACUUGUAAAUACUUCAUCAGACAAUAAAUAUUUGGUUUCCCAAGUGCUUACAAAUACACUUUGGCAUGAAAUCCAACCUGUUAAUAACGGUCAAAGAAAUGAUCAAGAUAAAACACUCACUUCAGCCUCCAAUUCUGUGAAAGCACCUGAUGCUACCUCUGCUUCUGAGAAAAUGCAUCUCCUUCCCAUAACUUCUUCAAAAAUUUCUUGCUCUACACAAGUACCUUCAGAAACAAAGCGCCCUGGUCUGAAAUCAUCUACUGAAGAUUCGGUACAUUAUUUGCUUGGAGUUAAUCAAAAGGAUACUGGAGAAAAUUUCCUGCAGAAAACAUCUGCUCCUUUCUCCACUAAUUUGUAUGAUGCCUUUAUUUCUCCUAAUACGUUGAACUUGAGCAGCUUUACCAAAUUACUGAAAAAACUUCAAGAAAUUCAUCCAGAGGCUAGCAGAGACAAAAUUGUGGAUGCUCUGCUGGAGGUGAGGAAGAACAACAAAGGUGUCCUAAGUGGCUUGUCCAUCAAUUCUAUUGUGGAAAGGACCUCUGUCAUUCUAAGGAAAUCGACGCCCAGUU
Messenger RNA from Fulmarus glacialis (Northern fulmar), 3052 nucleotides. RefSeq names its product RNA binding motif protein 44 (gene RBM44). The transcript is spliced from 13 exons. The annotation marks the transcript as partial. Lineage: Eukaryota; Metazoa; Chordata; Aves; Procellariiformes; Procellariidae. The record is from RefSeq and is a predicted model, not a curated record. Gene Ontology annotation, molecular function: RNA binding.